UUUAUCCAAUGGAAAAAUAUAACCUACAAAUUUGACAUUUAAAUAUUUCUUGUUUUCUUUCGUUUUUAUAGCUAAUAAAAUGUAUAUUAAUAAAGAUACGAUAAUUAUAGGCAAAAAUAUUGUUCUGGUGCCGUAUAGAGAAGAGCACGUCUUAAAAUAUCAUGAAUGGAUGAAGUCUGAUGAAUUACAAAAAUUAACAGCAUCGGAACCGUUGACGUUGGAGGAAGAAUAUGAAAUGCAAAAAUCUUGGUUAAGAGAUGAAAAUAAGUUAACUUUUAUAAUACUUGAAAAGGAGAAAUAUUUGGCGACUAACAAUGAAGUUGAACCGAUGGUGGGCGAUACAAACCUAUUUUUCGCCACCCCAGAGGACCGAAUAUUUGCUGAAGCUGAAAUAAUGAUAGCUGAAGAGGGCGCAAGAGGCAAAAAAAUGGGCUGGGAGGCAAUGCUGCAUAUGUUUUUGUAUGGUAUCACAAAGUUGGGAGUGAAAAAUUACAUUGUAAAAAUAUCCUACGAUAACCAAAUAAGCCAGAAAAUGUUCAUCAACAUGGGAUUCACAGAGGAAAGCAGAAGUGAAGUUUUUCGGGAAAUUACGUUUUACAAGAUCGUUGAUGAUUUGUGGGUGCAGUUUUUGCAGCAAAGUUUGCAACCUUUCGAAAUAAAAGAUAGUUCAUUUUGAGUUUUACUUUUUUCCAGUAUUUUAUUUUUUUUGUUUAAAAAAUACCCAUAACUUUAUACAAAAUUUUAUUUACAGAAAAACAGCCUUAUAUAAUUAUAUUAAAUGAUAAGUCGAUUUAUAUAAAAGUUACUCAUAUGUUGGUAAGUCCCUUUUAAAAUUCUCCAAAAGCAUAAUUUGAUGAACUAAAUUGGUUUUGGUACAUUGUUUUAAAUAUUGUAUUGCAUAAUCUAUACAUUGUUCUGCAAACUUUAUAUCAAUGUUUUCUUUGCUGGAAUCCUCUUUUUUUAUUUCCAAAUUAUCAUCUGGAACUAUUUCUUCCAUAUCGUCACAAAAAUCUGUUGGCUCCUCCUUAAUAAGAACCAACUCUGUUGGUUGUGGAUUAUCUCCAUCUGAAUUAUAUGCUCCGAAAUCAUCUGCUGCUUCCGUUAAGAAAGGACUCUUGUACAGAGGCUGUUCGGUUUCUGUUUUGUUGUUUAUGGAAUUUUCAACAUAUACCUCAGUAGUAAAUCUGAAAUUCCCACUGGCAACCAGUAAUUUCGCCGAAGUCCGUCUAAAACUGUGGCCAGUAUAGUCUGUGGGGUGUGGAAGAUUCAAAUAGGAAGCCACUUCUCUUGGGGUCGAGGAGACUUUAUGCACACCUAUUACAGUGCGAUGGCACCUGCCGUUCUGAUAUUUUAUGAAAAAUCGAGAAGUGUUCAUGUUGUCAGGACGUAGAACUGCAUAUUUUCUGUACAACCCAAUGUAAAAAUCACCAAAAAUACUAAACACACGGGGUCUCUUUGUUUUGGUGUCAGGAAUAUUAACAACUAUUCGUGUGUCACAAUCUUUUAUUUCAUUUACAUUAAUAUUGAUUAUUUCCUCACAACGACAAGCCCCUCUGACCCCAAACAGCAAAAUGACCUUCAAAGCCAGGAACUUUUUAUCCGGGGCUUCUCGUAAAAACGUGUCGAAUUGUUCUUUAGUAAAAGUGUUUGCUUUCUUCGGUAUGUAACCCACAUUCUUUGUCCUUAAAAAUGCCUGCAGUUUGGCAUAACUUUCAAUUUUCACACCGCGUUUCGUGUUUAGUUCUGCUUUGAUCAUGGAAUAUUGAGCCCAUAAGGAGGAACUUUUCAUGCUUUUUGCCAAUGUUGUGAAAUAUGCCAACAUAACUUGCUCGGAUACUUUUGUUGCAUUAUGUUCGUCGCACCAUUUUAAAAACCGUUGGUACGCAAAUUCGUACAGUCUUUUUGAUUUGGCUGAAAUUAAUGAAUCUACUGUGCUUGGGGCAUUCUCUGGUGCUAAUUCUUGGCCUUCCGACAUCUUGUAACUUUGUUGACGUUUUACAUUACAGGUUAUGUGCAUGAAUUUAUUUUACA
Brassicogethes aeneus is the source of this 2031-nucleotide messenger RNA. The record is from the annotation of a GenBank genome assembly. NCBI's taxonomy places the organism in Eukaryota, Metazoa, Arthropoda, Insecta, Coleoptera, Nitidulidae.